AUGCUCUGCAAGCAGCCUGCGAACGAGGUGCAGGCCUUCGUUGCCUACAGCCUCGUCCUCGCACAACGCCUCGCGCUCUCCCCCCUUUUGGCUGUCCUCACCCACAUCCUCGCUGCGCACUGCCUCGCUAGCUUCCGCAUGUACGCCCUGCUCCACACGGUCAUUCUCCGCCUCGUCCGCCACCGCAAGCACCUCCGGCCCUACCAAGUGUCUAUCCUGCUCCGUGUUCUCACCGACGCUGAACCACACGAGGAGGUGCAGCGCGUGAUCGUGCCGCUCCUGCGCGUGGCCAUACGCGAGAAGAUGGUUCUUGGAGCGGGCAUCUACCGUGCGCUGCUCGAUAAUACUGCGGCGCCGCUCAUCGUCGCGCAGCUGGUGGAGACGCACAUGUCGCGUCUCGGCUACAACCCCAAUCUAGCGCAUUCGCGCGCGUUCGUGCGCAUAUACGGCGAGGGCGGGCAGACGCAGCGCGCCGCGAGGCAUUGGCGCCGCAUCCGCCACGGUGAGGUCUUCGGAAAGGUCCCGCAGUAUGCGAAGAGCGCAGACUAUCAGACUGCGCAGCACGCUCCUCCCGACGCCUUAGGCGACUUGGCCGCCAAGCCUGCGCUCCCGACGCCCGACGACAUUCCCCCGGACGUGUGGCUCCGCGUCCUGUCUGUUGCCGCGGCUGACCCUGAAGUGCCCGUACCGAACAUCCUAGCCCUCCUCGAACAAGGUCGCUCGAUCAUCCAGAACCCGGCCAAGUCCCUUGCCGCGACCACGACCGUCAUCAAGGGCCUCCUGCGCCGCCAGGCCCUCGAGGAAGCCGCGCCGCUCGUCGCCGCCGCGCUGCAGCACAAACGCUUCUUCGACCCCGCGCAGCUCACGAUCGCCGCCGAGGCGCUUACGCUGCUCGGCCGCCCCGCAGCGGCAUUCCGCCUCCUGCGCGAACAGCCGGCGAAGGUCGACACGCGCGCGGUGAACGCGUUCAUGAUCGCGCUCGUGCGCACCGGUCGUCCGGACGCGGUGUUCUACCUGUGGGAUACGCUUCCGCGGGUGUUCGCGGGCGUGCAGCCGAGCUCCGCGACGCUUGCGAUUCUGCUGAAGGCGGCGCGGGUGGCGCGAAAGUGCGAGGGCGCGCUGCAGGUCGCGUUGCAGGACUUUGGGCUGCGGAGGAUUUUGCCGGCGGGUAAGCCUGAGCGGCUGGAUGAGCGGCAGGCGGUGGAGGGGCUGGAGAGGCUGUUGGAGAGGAAGGAGGGGCGGGCGGUUACGGGGUUCUGGCGGGGCGAGCGGGCGGGCGCUGUUGCGCUGCGGGUGGCCUGGAAGAUCUUCACGUCCAACUGGCCAGCACUGGCGGACCUCACGGCCCAAACCGGGCCCCCCAGGCAGAGCGCCGAGGAGCACGCGCUCGCGCUAUCGCCCAUCGCGGACCUCUACCGCAGCCUGCACGACGACGCCGACACGGACGCGGACGGGGCCGACGACGGGCGGACGUACUACGGGAUCGUGCCGCACGACCCCGCGUUCCGCGCGCUGCUGGACCUGCUCGCGGAGGAGGGCCGCGCGCGGCAGGUCCCGCUCGUGCUCGCGUGGAUGCGGUACCUGGGCGUGCGCCCGAGCAAGGACACGCUCGCCGCGGCGCUGGUGUACUGGGGCGAGGUCGCGCUCGAGGGCCCGCUGAUCGAGCGGUGGCGCGGCGCGCGGGGGAGCGAGUAUGGGCGGCUGGUGGCGUGGGUGGAGGAGUGGGUCGGGAGGCGGGGGAUGCCGGGGCGGGAGGAGUCGCAGCGGGCGUUGAGGCGCGUAAGGUGGGGCAGGGAGAGCGGGGCGUAUGGGCUGGUUGAGAGGCAGGGUGAUGAGGAGUUUAGUGAGGAGUUUGGCGACGAGGAGGAUUAG
This is a messenger RNA of Trametes versicolor FP-101664 SS1, 1872 nucleotides long. RefSeq lists its product as uncharacterized. The record is from RefSeq and is a predicted model, not a curated record. The transcript has 2 exons. The coding region runs from base 1 to 1872 and encodes 623 amino acids. Lineage: Eukaryota; Fungi; Basidiomycota; Agaricomycetes; Polyporales; Polyporaceae. Gene Ontology annotation, molecular function: protein binding.